AUGGUGAAGGCGUACCUAAGAUACGAGCAGGCUUCUUCGUUUGGUGUAGUAACGUCUUUGGAUUCGAAUAUUGCAUACGAUUCGACGGGGAAGCAUGUGUUUGCUCCGGCGCUUGAGAAGGUCGGAAUCUGGCACGUCCGUCAAGGAAUCUGCAACAAAACCCUAAUUCCCACUUCCACUCGCACCGGACCGUCUCUUGCCGUCACCUCUAUCGCCUCCUCUGCUUCUUCUACUUUGGUAGCAGUUGGGUACGCAGACGGUUGUAUAAGGAUAUGGGAUAGUGAGAAAGGAACCUGUGAGGCUACUCUAGAUAGCCACAAGGGUGCUGUGACUGUACUGAGGUUCAACAAGCUUGGAUCUUUGUUAGCGUCUGGGAGUAAAGACAACACUGUUAUCUUGUGGGAUGUGGUUGGUGAAUCAUCGCGUUAUGCUCUCCGUGGUCACCGUGAUCAGGUCACAGAUCUUGUUUUCUUGGAUUCUGAUAAGAAGCUUGUUACUUCAUCUAAAGACAAGUUCUUGAGAGUCUGGGAUCUUGAGACUCAACACUGUAUGCAAAUAAUUAGUGGCCAUCAUAGUGAAGUCUGGUCUGUGGAUGCUGAUCCGGAAGGAAGAUAUGUAGUUACUGGCUCUGCUGAUCCAGAACUUAGAUUCUAUGCUGUAAAUCAGAACUUAGAUUCAAAAGGAGCUGAUGCUAGCGGAGAUCACUCAACCGAGAAUAAGUGGGAAGUUUUGAAGCCGUUUGGGGAAAUCCAGAGACAAGUCAAAGAUAGAGUUUCGAGUGUGAGAUACAGUCAUUCAGGAAGUCUGCUUGCUUGUCAAGUGGCAGGUAAAACCAUUGAAAUAUACCGGGUAUUGGAUGAAACGGAGGCAAAGCGGAAAGCAAAGCGUAGGCUUCGCAGGAUAGAGAAGAAGUCUUCCAAAAGCGAGGUUGAAAAUGUAACCAGUAACGAAGAUGAAAGUAACAAAGUCGAAGAAGCUUAUGGUGUUCUUGUUCCUACUGUCCCUGACGUUUUUAAGCUCUUACAAGUCAUUAGAGUUGGUAGAAAAAUAUGCUCUUUCUCUUUCUGUCCGAUCACUCCAAGAGAUACCUUGGCGACAUUGGCUUUAUCUUUGAACAAUAACACAAUGGAGUUCUAUACCCUGAAGAGCACGGAAUACGAGAAAGCUGCUAUCAUUGAACAGCAAGGACAUCGAUCUGACGUGAGGAGUGUAGCACUCAGUGACGACAACAACCUUUUGAUGUCAACCAGUCACAGUGAAGUGAAAAUUUGGAAUCCUAGUACAGGUUCCUGUCUCCGGACCAUUGAUUCAGGAUAUGGACUCUGCAGUUUGAUAGUCCCUAAAAGUAAGUAUGGUAUUGUUGGAACUAAGAGUGGGAUACUCGAGAUCAUUGAUAUAGGGAGUGCUACCAAAGUGGAAGAUGUUGAAGCACAUGGUGGAACUAUUUGGUCAAUUGCACCCAUUCCAGAUGACUCUGGGUUCGUCACUGUGAGUGCAGAUCAUGAAGUUAAAUUCUGGGAAUACCAAGUCAAAAAGAAAGCUGGCCAAGAGACCAAGCAACUCUCUGUUUCAAAUGUGAGGUCAAUGAAGAUGAAUGAUGACGUACUUGCUGUUGCCAUCAGUCCUGAUGCUAAACAUAUCGCAGUUGCACUGCUAGAUUCCACGGUGAAGGUUUUCUAUGUGGAUUCCCUAAAAUUUUACCUCUCCUUAUACGGCCACAAGUUGCCUGUCAUGUGCAUUGACAUUUCAUCGGAUGGAGCGUUGAUUGUAACUGGUUCUCAGGACAAAAAUAUAAAAAUUUGGGGUUUGGAUUUCGGUGAUUGUCACAAGUCCAUCUUUGCUCAUGAUGACAGUGUUAUGGGUGUGAAGUUUGUUCGCAAUACGCAUUACCUGUUCAGCAUUGGAAAAGACCGUCUAGUGAAGUAUUGGGAUGCAGACAAGUUUGAGCUGCUAUUAAAGCUUGGUGGACAUCACGCAGAGAUUUGGUGCUUUGCUAUCAGCAAUCGUGGUGAUUUUCUCGUCACAGGAUCUCAUGACCGCUCCAUUCGACGCUGGGACCGUACCGAAGAACCUCUCUUCCUCGAGGAGGAAAAAGAAAAGAGGUUAGAAGAGCUAUUCGAGUCUGAGAUUGAAAUGGAGAACAGGCAUGGACCUCAGGAGGAAAUCCCAGAGGAAGGUGUUACAGCUGUACCUGGGAAGAAGACAGUAGCUGCUCUAUCAGAUGCUGAUUCAAUCAUAGAUGCUCUAGAGAUAGCAGAAAAUGAAACGAGCCGUAUCGCUGAUCAUGAGGAAGAGAAAACAAAAGGAAAGGUUCCUGAUCUCCUUCCAAAUGCUCUGAUGUUCGGGUUAUCUCCGUCUGAUUUUGUUCUCCGAGCCAUCUCCAAAGUGAGAACGAAUGAUCUUGAACAGGCCUUGCUGCCUUUACCAUUCUCAGAUUCUUUAAAGCUUCUUUCCUACUUGAAAAUCUGGAGUUUGAUUCCCGAAAAGGUAGAAUUGGUUUGCAGACUUGCAACGAUUCUAAUACAGACGCAGCACAAUCAAUUGGUAACAACGCCUGCUGCACGACCACUAUUAAGUGUUCUUAGGGAUAUUCUUCACGAAAAAGUCAAGGAAUGCAAAGAUACAAUCGGUUUCAAUUUGGCCGCCAUGGAUCAUGUCAAGCAAUUGAUGGCAUCAAGAUCUGAUGCUCCUUUCAAAGAUGCUAAGGCGAAGCUAAUGGAGAUAAGAUCACAGCAAGCGAAACGAAUGGCGGAACGUUUGGAUACUAAACAAGAGAGAAAAAGAAAGAAGAAACAAAAGAGAGUAGAGGACGGUGCUCAUGGUCAUGCUUGGGUCUGA
Molecule: messenger RNA, 2838 nt
Organism: Microthlaspi erraticum
Lineage: Eukaryota; Viridiplantae; Streptophyta; Magnoliopsida; Brassicales; Brassicaceae
Source: the annotation of a GenBank genome assembly